AUGGCAAUCGCCGACAAGGGGGCCGACAGCGCCGCGACUAAUGGCCCUCUACCCAUCAGCUACGGCAAAUGCUACCGUAUCCAAACCAAGGAUCGCCAGUGGAUGGCCAGAAGGAGCACUGGCUAUCAAGGAUGGCACUUCGCUUUGUCUGACUCCGACAUCUACAAGGUCUGCCAGCAUCGUAUCGACGGAUCUUGCGAAUAUGAUUCUGUACGUGUUGUCCAGAGCGAAGAGGACUUCUUCCUCUGGAGCUUCAUCGGCAGCCUUGGCCAGGAACCGAAUCUCCUGGCGGGAAGAAAUCCCAAUGGAUGGUUCUACGCCGCUUACGGCGGUUGGGCCAAGUACAUCUGGCACUUCCAAGGCCAAGAGGACUGUGGCUUCGAUACCAAGCCUUGUGCUAUUCGCACCGGCGGCCAUAACGGCGAUUUGGCCAAAGGUAUUGCCGAUCACAAUGAGCAGUGGCCUGUUUCAACUCCGGAUGAGAGCACGGUCUUGCUCUGGUAUCAUGAAGUGGACUGCCCUGAGUAA
This is a messenger RNA of Aspergillus steynii IBT 23096, 528 nucleotides long. RefSeq lists its product as uncharacterized. The record is from RefSeq and is a predicted model, not a curated record. Bases 1 to 528 code for a protein of 175 amino acids. The transcript has a single exon. NCBI's taxonomy places the organism in Eukaryota, Fungi, Ascomycota, Eurotiomycetes, Eurotiales, Aspergillaceae.